CAGGUGUUUCAUGCAGAGAAGCAGAGUUUCAUCUGGAGCUGCACAAUAAGAAAAAGAAGAAAAUAUGAGAGCUGUUGCAACCUUCUUGGUUUUGGUGAAUUUCUUCAUCGGCUGUUAUGGUUUGAGCUGCAAAGCUGGUCCUCUGCAGUUUUCUGUUGCCCAGCUUGAUGCUAGCCAAGGGAUGGUUGUGAUGACUGACAAAGACUCCAACGUCUUCUUCCUCAGUGGAUCAAGUUGGUCCAAACUGGGCUCUGUUCCUCUCAAGCAUGUCUCAGUGGGACCUGCAGGGAUCUGGGGAGUCAGCAAUGAUGACAAAGUCUAUAAAUUUGCUGGUGGUGAUUUCUUUCCUGUUUCAGGUCAGGAGUUGAACCAAUUGGAUGCUGGUGGAGAAGGUCAUGUAGUUGGGGUUACUGAUGGUAACAACAUCCACUGUCUAAAUGCCAGUUAUGUCUCAUCCAUUCAGCCGGAGAGCAUCUUGGACUCAAAUACCCUGCCAGGGCGACUGAUAUACACAAGUUGUAGUUCAAAUGUUUGCUGGGGAGUGAGCUCAAGUCAUAACAUCUACUUUGCGAGUGUCUCAUCAAGCACCUGUGUGACAAGCGGAUGGACUGAAGUAGAAGGAAAAGCGGUAAAAGUGGAAGUCGGGACUGAUGGACGUGUCUUUGUUGUAAAUGAAUCUGGAAAACUCUACGAAAGAAUCGGCAUUUCCAACGGAGCUCCAGGAGGUGCAGAUUGGAAAAUAAUUGAAAUCCCGACACCCAUCGAGCAUGUGAGCUAUGACCUGGGACGUCUGUGGCUCGUGACUGAGUGUGAAUUCAUACUAGAGUGCACUCACUAAACAGCUUAAAGUCUUUGAA
Cyprinodon tularosa is the source of this 857-nucleotide messenger RNA. Its product is annotated as fish-egg lectin-like. Bases 65 to 838 code for a protein of 257 amino acids. NCBI's taxonomy places the organism in Eukaryota, Metazoa, Chordata, Actinopteri, Cyprinodontiformes, Cyprinodontidae. The record is from RefSeq and is a predicted model, not a curated record. The transcript is spliced from 5 exons.